AUGCCGACGGGCAGCGCGACGGCGUGGUUCCUGCUGGCGACGCUGGCGCUGACGGCGGCGGCCACGGCGCUGCUGUGCGCCGCCAUGAUGACCGACCGCUGGGAGCAGCUGUCGUGGAGCCGCGCGCGCCUCAACCAGUCGCUGGCGCCGGUCGCGGCCGAGUGGCUGCUGGGCGGGCGCGCCGCGCGGCUCGUGCUCGGCGUGACGCGCCGCCUCGCGCCCGGCUCCGCCUCCGCCUUCAGCCGCCAGGAGGACGCCGUCUUCCUCGUGCCCACGCACGGCGGCAUCUGGACGCUUUGCACCUCGCUGACCGAGGAGCAGCAGCAGCUGCUGUCUGAGGUGGGCUUCACCAGACCGGACUGCGUGCACUACCUGUCACCCGAGGCGGCGCGGCCCGAGGAGUCGCGACCCGACUGGCAGCACCGCAUGCAGAACCUGUCCAUCUCGUGCGCUCUGGUCUGCCUCAUCGUGUUGGGCAGCGCAGCCCUGGUGGGCGCCUUCGGAGUCCUGCGACACCAGAUCAGCGCCGUCCUGAUCACCGGCGUCAUGUACCUGCUCGCCGCGACGUUCGCGAUGUUCACGCUCACCAUCAUGCACUUCAAGCGCGCGCAGGGCCGCGCGGCGCGCGUCGACUCGCUGUGCGUGGGCCAGGGCGCGGACGAGGCGUCGCUGCUGACGGACGGCGUGUCGCCGAGCGGCGCGGCGCUGGAGCGGCGCCAGCUGCGCCUGGACGCGGCCGUGCUGCGCGCGCGCCUCUUCGCGCCCGGCUGGAGCGUCGACCUGGGCUGGGGCGGCGUGGCGCUGUGCGCCGUCGCCGCCGUGCUCUGGCUGCUGCUGUCCAAGAUCAUGCGCUACCGCAGCCCGCUCGCCUCGCUGUUGCCCGCAUAGCGACCCGCCGGAGGGGGGAGGCCGCGCCGCAGCGCCAGCGCGCCCGUCAGCGUCUGAGCGCCGCGCGGCUCGCCGCAGCGUUCCGCCGCUUCUCUGCUUACCCGACGCUCCCUGCCCGACAACGGACUCCACACGACGACCAAACACUGCUCGGACAGUUCGCGAACCGGAACACGAUUGCGAGUGAUCGACGUCAAUAUCUGCACUACAGUGGACAGAAAAUAAUAUGUCUGCCACCUCGCCGACAAGCAAUAAUUAUACUCCGAUGAAAAUUACUUGUUAGUUGCCGACCAACUGUACAGUGCAUACAUCCGAGCACUUACUAAACUAUUUCGAGCUAUCGUGUCGUGUUCGGAUAGAUUGCUUGCAGAAACCCAACUUUUUGUCUCCCGUUACGGAGCUUCUAGCUUCUAUCGAGUUCCGUUUCACAGCCCGGCUCACCACUGACUUAACAAGGAGACGGAACGACCGCGGGGUCCGGGAUUUUCCCGAAAUUUCGUGUGGUGAAAGAGGACUCCUAACGCCUCACGUGGUUAAAAUAUUAGGUCGCACUACUCGGAAAAUUCCGAGAAAAAUCGAUCCAAAGCUUCUUAGGUGCCUUAUGAGUAUAAAUUGUUAGUCCAUUGCCGAGCCGCCGUCUGGCCUACAUGGUUAGCGGUCGGACUCCUGCGCCAGAGGUCUCGGCUUCGAUUCCUCCUCCGGCACACUUUUUUUUUUCUUCUGUUGCUUGCAAAAUUGCAGCCCACUGUUACAGGAGAAUCGUGAAAUUAAUUCCCGGGAAGACUAUAUAAAAAUUCAUUCUAUAAUUCACCGUCAGUUAUCGUCAGCAAUAUUCCGAGACAUGAUUCAAUAUGCCUGGUUUGCCUCAAAAUUGUCAGAAACUUAAAACAUUUUGGUAAAUGUUAAUGGGGCAUAUUUUUGUACAGAUUUAUUGCAAACGCCCUGUGAUUGUAAAACAUCCGCUUUUAUAUGUUGCGUAAGAUGUCCCAAAAAUUAUUGCUUUGCUUGUUUUUACAAUAAUUACCACUUCGGUUCUUGUUUAUAAUCAUUAUAUGUAUAAUAAUUGAAUGUUUCCCAAUGGAAUUUGUUAUCCUGAUUAAAAACCCAAUGAUUCUCCUUAUAUACUUUACAAUGAUAAAUGGAAAACCCACCGCCAUGAAUUGUGUUGUUGGACAAAAAGAAAAUAAUUUUUAUUCAAUAAUGUAACUAAUCUGUUAAAGAUAACGUAGGUUUCGGAAACUUUCUGAAUAAUUGGUGGAAUAACAAAAGUAAAUGAAACAGAAGAAAAAAAAGGUGCCUGAGGAGGAAUAGAACCCGAGACCUGUGGCGUAAGAGUCCCAGCCCCAAACUUUUUUUUUUUUUUUUAAUCUGAUUUUGUGCGCCUUUGUUCGUUGCAUCUGCUCGUGGCGGACGUCGUAAGACAUCCGUUUUAAUUUCGUUAUUGAUCGAUUAACUCAGUUUUUUUUAUUACAGAGCGCACCUAACCCUCUGACCGAACACGCUGAGCUACCGUGCCGGCAAAAACGUCUAGCCCAGACGGCGGCUCGGUAAUGGACUAACAUUUUAUACUCUUAAGGCAUCUAAGAAACUUUUGACCGAUUUUUCCCGGGAUUUUCUGGGUAGUGCUUCCUAAUAUUUUAACCAGGUGUUAGAAGUCCUCUUUCACCACACAAAAUUUCGGACAAAUCCCCGACCCCACGCUCGUGCCGUCUCCUUGUAAGUAAUAUUUCGUUUCCGCGAGCUCCCCCGUCGAAGUGUGACGUCACAUGUUUUUAAAACUCGAGCAAAAAUAGUCGUUCCCCGUUGCCGUCGUCAUCCGCUACUGCUGUGAAGAUUGGUAUCGAUCUUAUUCGCCACCAGACUCCAGACAGUAUUAAGUUUCACACCCUCGUCCUUCCGAGAAAAAUCAUUGUCGAGUUUAAUGUACCCCAUCGCCGAUAUCGAGCGAUAAUUUUAGUCGGAAGAAGGAAGAUGUGAAACUGGACGUUCGAAUUCUUGUAUAUAUUGUUCAAUAACCUCCAUCACCUCUGUCGAGAUUAUAGUUCAAAAUGUUCACAUGUGUGUGAAGUCUUAUGGGACUUAACUGCUAAGGUCAUCAGUCCCUAAGCUUACACACUACUUAACCUAAAGUAUACUGAGGACAAACACACACACCCAUGCCCGAGGGAGGACUCGAGGAUCCGCCACGACCAGCCACACACUCCAGGACUGCAGCGCCUAGACCGCUCGGCUAAUCCCGCACGGCUGUCGAGAUUAUUAAACACGAUAAUAAUUUUAAUUGGAAGGAGGAGCGGGUGAAAUUGAACGCCACCUGGAUUCUGGUGAUGUACAUGUGCUAGUCUACCAUGUGACGACAGGGUUACCAACGGUAAAUUGCGCUCGAGCUAUCAAAAACAUAUGACGUCACACCUCUGUUUAGGAGCACGCGGAAACUGAAUAUUACCUUAGCAGUGAGCCAGGGAGUGCAUCGAAACUUCAUAGAAGCCGCGUAUGCCUUCCACCCCGUCCUCCUCUUUGAAGUACUGCACAGAAGGGGUCGAAACGUUGUGUUUUUCAAAAAAAUUCACCUGUUCAUAGAGUCAUAGCCCGGAAUAUUUUAGUAAGUGUCGAUGCUGCCUGUCACGUGGCACCACGGCCAUGCCAAACAGCUUCUCAGCUGCCCCUCGCCUGGAAGAGCAACAAGCUAGACGCGGGGAACGAAUUUACUGGCCGCUGCGGUAGGCUAUAGACAACCCGACAGCGGGCGGGGCGUGGCACUCCGGCUACUGUGCACUACUCGAACUUGACUGGCGCCUCAUCGCCGCGCACUAGCAAUGGAGUAAAAGUGUCGCGUGAAGUAGAGUGCUCUGAUUGGACGCACUGGUUGCAAGACGCGAAGCGUCAGCUAACAAGUAAUUCUUAUCAGACAGGGAACUGGUGCCUUCUGAGCCGGUACAAACUGACUCUCCACUUUUUGUGGAAAAGAGAUACGAACGACGUGCCUCAGAUCUCAAGUUGCUGAGACAUUCGCUGCACAGAGCCACACUCGGUACACUGCGCGUAACACGUACAACCACCGAUGACUUACGUUGAGCGCAGUCGAGGGAACUGUUUGCACCAGGCAACAGUAUAGCACUGUGUUAUUUUGUGGUGUGGAGCAAAACUAAAGCUGGAGCGCUAACCACAACUCUUCUGAUGAAUCAUUAUCAGUGGUAGUUGUACCAUACGAGCGGCCAGAGAAACACGAAAGUGUGGGUGGCACUCAUUUGCCGAGAACGGUAGAUACAGCAAGGAACUACUGCAGAGAUCCAUUUGUAACGCUAGGAUCACCACUGCUGCAAAACUGUUGUUUUCUUGAUAAUUUAAGACUGAGAGUAAGGUCAAAUUAGGCGGGCUUUGACAAAUGGCUGCUAGAGAUUAUACGUGGGAUCUAAGUCGAUUCUCAGUCACGUUGCUGAACUGAGUUGUUCAACCGAAGCAAAUGGACUGAUAUGAAUCAGUACUGACUGUUUUCCGGUGGCUGAAAACGUUACUUAGCAAACACCGUUGUAUUUAGUUUGUCUGCAUCUACAAAAACAAAACUCAAUUCCUGAAAUGUUGUGUGAGAUUGAAUUUUAAAGCAGUUCGUUUAUCUGCAUAUAAGACGAAUUAAAUACUGCGUUGUCUCCUACAUAAAGUAGGUAGCGAGUGGAAAGCAUUCACUAUCGAUAAACGUAUUUCGAAUUCUAUCCGUCAAGCAAGUCACAUCAACCACCACCACCACACUGAUAUUUUACCCACCGUUACCAAGCUUUGAAACAGUCUACCUGUGUUGCCCACUGCAACAGCCAUACCGUUAUAUGUCAGCAAACCCCUGCUCCCCUACCAUUCGGCAAUGAAAAUACCUCAAACGCAUUACCUGUUCUUUUAAUAGUCCGUAUUAUUCUCUCCCCAAGUAGCAGAAUAAAAAAAUAAGAAAAGUAACAGCUUCGUCACGUUACACUUCAAGUAGCGGCGAAAUGUAAAGUUAUUCUUCCAGGCACAGUCCGCUCUGACUGGCUAUAGCAGUACAAUUUUCGGGCUGAAAAGCCUUACGCAUACACCCACCGACAUAGUCCAUGUUUCGAGUUAAGCAUUCUGAACAGCGUGUAAAAAUCACUACAUUCUUCGCUCAGCUGAACAGGAAAGUACAAAAAGGAUUAGUUCCUAAAAAUAUAUAUGAAAUGGAACAACGAAUUCUUCGGGCACAGCUUCGCAUAGUGAGAAAAUAUGGUUAAUUGCGUAUAAGCCAUGUCUCAGAUUUUCAAAAACACGGUGGACUUUUUACUCGAAGAAUUAAUUUUAAUUAUGUCCUAAAUUUAAAAGUCACAGUGCCUCUGCCACAACCAAAAUAUCGAAGUGCCUUCCACUUAUUUUCGUCUCUCCAUGUAUCGGAGGAUUUUUUUUACGCAAUACCUUAUGAAAAACACAUUCUAAAUAUUUUAUAAUUUGUACAGCGGACAUGUUUCACUAGUGAGAAGAGAUUGUUGUUGUAAUCAUCCCUCUAAAAACAACGACGUUUCAAACACCACCAUCCAUGUCCUUCUACAAAUGUUUGACUCAAAAUCCCUUGAAGCCAAAGGGCUCUGGAGGAAGUACUGAGAAAGUGUCAGGUUCUGCAUAUCAAUGGCACAGGAUGUACAACACGGACUGCGAUCUCCAUUAUUCCAAACGAGAUUCAAGACACAGAAACAUGGUUUUCGCUUACCGAAACAGCAAGCGUUUUUCACUACAAGCAAAAUUUGUAACUUUUGUAUCUGCCGAGAGAUUGAAUCAACUAUUGUUGAAACGUAUUGUUUUUGUAAAGGAUUUGUGCAGGUAGUGAAAAGAGGGGCCUGUUAUUAUAAUCUUCAGUCUGAAGAAAGUUUAAUGCAGCUCUCGUAUGUCCUACCCAAGUCUCUUCAUGUAAGUCGACAGGCUUUCGUGGCCGUUGUCACUGAAGAUAGUCUCUUCUAGGAUGUUAAGCCUCAUCAUACUUCUUCUAUAAGAGCGACCUUUCGACCUCUCUUUGAGAUAUUCUUCCGAUUCGUAGUGUCCACUGUUGACUGAACGAUCAACAAUCAGCAAUGGACACCGCAAGGUCCUGAGGAAAAUCCCAGCAGAGAAGUUGAAACGUCCAUCGCGGCUUAACAUCCCAGAAGAUUUUAAACUCCUUUCAUCUCUGCUUAAAUAACUGCAACCUACAGCCAUUCGAAUCUUCUUAAAUAACUGCAACCUACAGCCAUUCGAAUCUGCUUACUGUAUACAAGUGUCGGGCUCCCUCAACAACACGCACUACCCACGAUUACCUUAAUUACCUGGUAACUGUUUCUGGAUGUGUAAGGAUGUGUCUUAUCAACUUUUAUUUUAGUCAACUUGUGCCAUAAGGCUCUUUAUUUUCGAAAUCGAUUCAGUACCUCUUCUUUACUUAUUUGGUUUACCCAUUUAAUGUUCAGCAUUCUUCUGCAGCACCACAGAUCGCAAAACACUCGAUUCCAUGUAAGGCUUGAUCCCAGAAAAUCCUUCCUGACACUCAAAUACGUUGACAUUUCUCUUUUUCAGGAAAGAAUGUCUUGAUAUUUCCAAUCUGUAUCUCACAUCCUCUUUACUUCGGUCAUACUCCGUUAUUUUGUUGCCCAACUAGCAAAAUUCGUCCACUACUUGCAGCAUUCAUUUCCCGAUUUGAUUCCCCCUGUAUCAUCUGACUUACUUCGACUACACUACUACACUCCAUAUCCUAUUUUACCUUUCUUAAUUAUCUUAUUGUCUCUUUUCAAGGCACUAUCCAUUCCGCUCAAACUGAUUUUUCAACUUAUUUGCCUCCUCUGACAAUAUUACAAGAUCAUCGAUGAACCGAAAAGCUUUUUUCUUCCUUCUGAACUUUAACCCUCUUUACCCUAAAUAUCUCCUUAUUUCAUUUUAAAGAGUGCGAAUUGAAUAAAAUGGGAUAAGCUAGGAUCCUGUCCCACUUCUUUCUCAACCACUGCCAUUCUUCCAUGUCCCUCCUCUCUUAUAACUGUUGUCUGGUUUGUGCACAAUCUGUAUAUAACUUUUUCGCUGUCUUCAUUAUAUCGCUGAUAACUUCAGAAUUUCAAACAGGGUAUUGCAGUCAACGUUGUAAAAAGCCUGUUCUAAAUCUGCAGACGCUGUAACAGUGACUUUUUAAGAAUAGGAGUACGUUGACUUAGCAGAUAUCCGUUUUCGCUGCGGCUCUUUUCGCAGAAAUGGUCACGGAAUUUGUGAAACAAAGGGUGAUUUCUUAUGGCAUAGUCUCAUGUAAGCAACAAGUAGAGAGGCUCAGACUUAUUUGUUUAGCGAGAAAUGUAUCUCUCUCGCUUAGUACAUCUUCCAACUAUUUUAGCGAUAUAUUUCAUAAAGGAUUUUGACACGAGUUAUAGAAUGCCGUUAAAAAUGUAAUUCCUUUCAUUUAGAAAAGAUCUUAGUUGUUCCAACAUUUUGGUAGAUAUUAAGGUUACGAAAAUUAACUAUCCAACAAACACUCACACUUUUACCCACUAUCAUUAGCCGAAAACCUUGUUUCAGUAUCUCGGACCGCUUAUAAAAUGUUAGGAUUCCAUGUUGCGUGUGGGAGAGAGCCCUGUAUACUUCCUUCAUCUAUUGUGAAACAUUGUAUUUUAGUAAUUUAUCAUACAUGCAUGACUCGAAAAGGUAGGUUUCAUGACUCUAUUGUCGGCUUGAGUCGUAUUAUUUCCACAACUACAGGAAACUGAUAUUCACUGUCACUCGCUUACAUUCCAUUUCAACAUAUCGGACGUGGAACAGUUCUGCUCUGCUCGAAUAUUUAUAAGCUCCAAGUGUCGCUGAAGUGUUUUCAUCAGUGACUCAGAAAUGGUUGAAGUAAAAAAAAAUGUGGUGGAUCCUUGGGAAUUCGUUAUGACUUCAAAAGCUUUAAGUGGUUGAGGGCAUCAUUUCGUUAUAGUGAUUUGUAUCUCUGAUUGAGAAGCACUGUCAUAUAAAAAGACAGAAACCUUACGAAGUGAAUCCAUUUUUCUCUUCUCUGUCGUCUCCACAUUUUUGUCGGUCAUUGAUGGCGCCUCACGAUCUAUGUACUGUGUUGUCAACUGUCAAAAGUUGGCCGACUCGGUGAUCCUCUAUACAACAUAUUACGCCGCAUUUAGUCUUCGUAGACGGGCUGAGGUAUUGGACUCCCAAUGUAGUCACGUCAGUUCUUCGGAAUUUAUAUAUUAUGUAACUAGAGUUUCAGUAGUUCUUAGAGUAUAUUUUACGGUCUUUUCCCUAAAUUUUUGAUCAACGAAAGUAGAAACAAUUACUCAAUAGCUUAACGAAGAUCUUAACUUCUACUAGUUCUCAUUUCAAUGCAGUUCGCAAUUCUCUUAUUUUACCACUGUGGCCGCUGGGGGAAUGAAAUAUUGAUUUUCUCUUAAACGACUUUCCCAUAACUAUAUUUUAGUUAUUAUCGUCGAACGGUCAUAUAAAAAUAAACGAAUAGAGAAGAUAGUUACUUCCAACUAUUGGAUUUCAAAGUGUCUCAGGAACGAGAGACGUAAAAGAAAUAGGACCUUAGAUUUCUCUUUUCACUCAUAAGGGUGUUUAAUAUGUUUACCUCACGGGAAAUUCCUAGGGUGUCAUAUUUAAAUUUUUAGCUCUCACACUAUAAGUUUUUCCAUUGCACCAGAACAACCAGAUGCAAGAAAAUGCUUGAUGUUAGAGGAAAAGCAUUGCUUGAAAUCGAAUGUGAGUUGCUAAUUCCCGUGUAGCUCAGAGGGGGAACACCGGCUGUCAUCAACAGAGUAUUGGCUCUACUUUUUCGGCUUUGAUGUGCAAGGAACAGUUCGGUUCUUUGUAUCGAAUUCGGUAAUAAUUAUUUGACUAACAUUUCACUAUUAAUCUGUUAAUUUCAUCACCAGUUUUGAAGACAGCGUCGGAGGAAAAUUCUGUGCUGAAAGAUGAUCAAAGAAUCGGGUAAAAGCAAAGCAUUAUUAAUAUCUGUUUCCAUUGUAUGCGGUUGCUAUUCGGCCAAUACCGCUGUGGAAAAUGUGGGAACUAUUUCGAACGGCUGAAGCAUUCUUGCAGCCUUAAAGUAAACAAUAAAACGCUUUAACCAGUCACUUGGUUUCAAAUGGCCGAUGCAGUUCUCAGGAACGCAAUGCCGUUAGAAUUUCUGUAGUUUUAUUCCACUUGUGCUGUGUGCAGAGGUGCGGAAGACCUUUCACAGACCUCAAGAAACAAUAAAGUGCAUUAAAACAAGUUACUUCAGAUGAUAAAGUAGGUUUCGGAAACCCAGUAUUUUUCUCUUUGCGACUUAAAUGUCAAAGGUGUAAAGAAAAAUGAACUAACGCUAGGGGCGCUACUUUUGGAGAACUAUUUAUUACUGAAAUUGUUAUAACAUUAAUAGCUUAACCUUUCUACCACAAAGAUCUUAACGGCUGCCAGUUUGUAAUGCCGAUAAAGGGCGAACUAUGAGAUUUUCGACUGACCCCACUUGUUUGAAAUAAAUUCUUCAACUGCCUUUCAGCAAAUAAUUCACUGGUAUCAAAUCUGGCGAUCAGAUACUGCUACUAAUAUCCUAGAAAUACAAGCUUCUGUGUGAAAUUAAGCAUUUUUAUCUAGCACUUUAUCUAAAGUAGUUUGCUUUGGUGUACAUUAUCAUCUUCGAAAUUUGUUGCUACGCUCUCUAUAUUUAUCUUGGAAAGUGCUGCAUAUGAACUGCGAGAUACGUUAUUUUCAAACUCAAAGUGAUCAGUAUUGUAGGUGAUUAAUAUUAACGACGUUGUAUACCUGAGCUGCUGAUCUGCCAAAAUUUUAACUUUUCUGUAGAAGGAACUAAUCCUUCGAAACGUGACGUAAGUAAAAGAAUAAAAACUAGUUACUGAUUACGAAGCAAUUUCACAAACAGAGCACAGCCUUUACAAACAUAUCUAUGUGUGAAGUCACAUAAUUUGGCAAUUUCCUCAGUUAAAUGCAUCGCCUCCACCUGAUGUUCAAAGUACCACAUAUAAACUACGGUCUUUGUUCCCCGCUUCCGGACUUAAACUGGUGAUGCAACACACUACUCUUCCAAGCAGGAAGCCCCCACUCACUGUAUUUCAGACAACCAUGGUACCAUUGCUUAAAACACGACAAUGCAGUUAUUACAAAAUAUUCAGUUGUAUGUAAAAAUGACAGUUCUAGGGUUUUAAAUCUGAGUUUGAGGAAGUUAACAAUAACCGAGUGGUUUUAUACGUAUAGUCACAAAUCAAUAUGCCAGUGAUUACGUGUGUAAACAGCUUACUUCUGUCUCCCAGUGGCUUUACGGAAUGGUCGAAAUGUCAAAGCCGAAGUUGACCGAUGCAGUCCUAUCUCUGUUCUGCAAUAAGGUCUUCAGCAUUCUCUGAAAAGUCCUUAGACUUGAAUACACAAGCAAAUUACUGUUUCGUACAAUUCCAACACUAGUGUUAAAAUGUCUCUUUCACUUCUUCUCAUUUCACGUAAGGAACAAGCUAACAUUUACUCUUUGUGAUAUUUUCUUGUAGUGUCGAGCGUCAACGAUUAUUUCAUUCUGCUCUUGCACGGAGAUGAAUUGAUACCCAUUUUUUGCAACGAUAGAAGCGGCUUAAUUACUACCAGCGGUUGCAUUCUGAGCACUAAUUAUACACUAGUCAUACAGGUUGAACAAUUUCAGCUACACACGGUGUUCCUCCAGAAAACGACGAAUUCAUAGUUUAAGUGAUAUCAAACGCACUGUUCGUUAAGAUAGGCGUAAAGUGAAUUAUCUAUUCAAAGAAAACAUGUCUGUUGCACGACGUUCUUCGACAAAUGUUAAACUGAUAACCAUCGUUGCGUCAGACAGAGCUGAUAAGGCCGAGUAGUGAAUUCAUAAUUUGUAUGAGACAUGUCGUUUGAAACUAGUAGAUUUAUGACUCGUUUAACGGCAUAAACCUUAGCUUUGAAAUAUUACCAUAGAAAAUGACCAUGUAUGUGAGUUUCGGUAAACAACCCGCACAGUUUUCUUGAUACCACUGACGAAACUCAGCUCUGUUUUCAGUAUCAAGUUAUGUUGGUGUAAAAAUUUUCCAAUAAACUCUCUUAAAUGUACGAUGGACGGUUGACUUUCUGAUAACGAGCUCGUCAUGCAGACAAUUAUGGGGACUGAAGGAGGGUAUCAGUUGCAGUUUCUCUUUUGAGAUACCGAUAGAUGACAGCAGUCUUCCAGAAUAUUGUUCGUGGAUCUCAUGCAUCGUAUUCAGGUGCUUUAAAACAGUCCCCGAUACGAUUAACUGUGUAUUGCGUACUUCAUUCCUGUUAAUAUCAGUUCUAAAGUAUCGAUGUAUCUAUUAUAAUUAUGUUCUCGUAUUUCCACAUUUCAGCAGAUUUUUUUUUUUUCGCUAAGAGUUCCAGUCGUGCCUCAGACUCUACAUCAAACCAGUUACACUUUUAAAAAAGAAAAAAUUUGUGAGUCACGAACAGUGAACGAACAAGUACAACUCUUUAGAACACCGUGUGUCCAAAAAUCGCUAAGUAGCAAAUCGGUGCGUAGCACAAGCAUGACAUGAGGACAUCUACUACCAUUCUUCCAACAUAGAUUUCUCAUCGAUAUUUACACUACACUGAAAGUAAAUGUCGUUGAUUCACUGUUUCACAUAUUUCACAUUGUUUACAGCUCAGCUUCGUUUACAGGGAUUUUCCUUACGUUUGUCCCAGCAGUCUCAAUACACAAGUCUUUGCGUAGUAAAUAUGACUAUUAGGUACGCAUUUCUAUUCCUUAUUCUUAAAGUAAUGAGACCUUCGUCACCGGCUUCAACCAGAACGCGUACGAAGUGCAAAAACAACGAUUCUUUGUAGGAAGCACUGUAAGAUAAUUAUCUUAUUUGCCAUCAUAUCAAAUAUAUCCGAGGGUAAUUAGAAACGGCACUGUAUAAGAAUAAAUACUAUUUUACGAAGUUUAAAUACAAUUUCGAAUCUGCACCGACUUCUUUGCGUAGUUUUUGAAGAAGUCAUUCCGAAUGCACUCACGUCGGUACACGAAAGACUGCGCGCCGCGAUGUCAGCACUUGUGCUGGUUUCCGGGGAGAAGACCAGGGCUAACGAUGGCUCCCUCUCCAUCUUCCCGCGCAGGCGCAGCUCCUAAGCUUAGGGAACUGUCCAGGAGCUGCGUAGAGCAACGCAGCAGCUUUGGCCGCCGCAGCGAGAGGGCCUGUGACGUCAUCGUCCAGCCAGCCCUCGUUUCGCAACCAAAAGCCGGCGGAAUGCUCUCCUUCCCCCUCCAGAUAACGUAACGUGGCUGAACAAGCGCAGCUUCCAGCUUCCGCCCAGUUUUUCCCUUAAUUAUAGUCUCAUGCUCCGCAACAACACAUCCGUACAAAGUUGUAGGGGAUAUAAGUCGGCUCUUACUUUUUUUCCAAAGUAAGGCUAGUUGUGCUGCCAGCGUAGGCAAAUUUAGAGAGUGACUCUUCCUGUAACAUUAUACCAGGCACCGCCCACAGCACGGCGCCGAACAUCUUGUUACGUAUGUACUGCGUGAUAUUGUAAACAAGCUAACUGUGCUGACAAUAAAAAUAUUGGCAAUUUUCUUUGUUCA
Molecule: messenger RNA, 12403 nt
Organism: Schistocerca gregaria
Lineage: Eukaryota; Metazoa; Arthropoda; Insecta; Orthoptera; Acrididae
Exons: 4
Coding region: 1-888 (295 amino acids)
Source: RefSeq, a predicted model, not a curated record